Molecule: messenger RNA, 1952 nt
Organism: Zootoca vivipara (common lizard)
Lineage: Eukaryota; Metazoa; Chordata; Lepidosauria; Squamata; Lacertidae
Gene: BMP4
Product: bone morphogenetic protein 4
Cellular component (GO): extracellular region
Molecular function (GO): cytokine activity; growth factor activity
Source: RefSeq, a predicted model, not a curated record
GGCAGCCUGCUCGGGAGUUUCAUUAUAUUCAAAUAUUUUCGUUUUCCAGGAGUCGCUCUGGAGCAGCAAGCCGUGGCGCGCGAUUGCUCCUACCCGCAGCCCGGAGAAGAAGACGAAGAGGAAAAAGGCGAAGCAGCAGCAGCGGCGAGCGAUUGACUCUCCCCGGCUCCGCAAAGCGGCUUGACUCCGGAUUCCCCGCGUGAGCUUUCCCACGAGUCCUGCUCCACGCUUGGCUGUCAAGAACCAUGGACUGUUUCUAUAUGCCUUGCUUUCUGUCAAGACACCAUGACGCCUGGUAACCGACUCCUGAUGGUCAUUUUAUUGUGCCGAGUGCUGCUUGGAGGUACUAACCGCGCCAGCUUGAUACCCGCCGAGACUGGGAAGAAGAAGGUGGUCGGGGACUAUCUCCAGCAGCAGCAGCAGCAGCAGCAGCAACAGCGAGCCGGGGAGGCCGGAGACGGAGAAGGCGCCUCGGGGACUUCGCGCCGCCCGUUCCCGAGCCAUGAACUCUUGCGCGGGUUCGAGGCUACCCUUCUCCAGAUGUUCGGGCUCCGGCGGCGGCCGCAGCCCAGCAAGGCAGCGCUCGUCCCUUCAUACAUGCUGGAUCUCUAUCGCCUCCAGUCCGGGGAAGAGGAGGAAAAGCUGCAGGAUCUCAGCCUCCAGUACCCGGAGAAGUCCACCAGCCGCGCCAACACCGUGAGGAGUUUCCAUCACGAAGAGCACCUCGAGCAAGUGCCGGGGCCCGCGAACCAGCCGGCCCGCCUGCGCUACUUCUUCAACCUGAGCAGCGUGCCGUCGGGCGAGGCCAUUUCCUCGGCGGAGCUGCGGCUCUUCCGACAGCAGAUCGUCGGCGAGGACGGGGCGUCCUCCUGGGAGAGGGGCUUCCACCGGAUCAACAUUUACGAGGUGAUGAAGCCCCUCCGCCGAGGGGAGGACCUGGUCACCCGGCUGUUGGACACCCGCCUGGUGCACCACAACGUGAGCCGCUGGGAGAGCUUCGACGUGAGCCCCGCCGUUAUCCGAUGGACCGCAGGCGGCCAGCCCAACCACGGGCUGGCCGUGGAGGUUGUGCCCCUCCACCCCGCGCUACAGACUCACCAGGGCAGCCAUGUCCGGAUUAGCCGCUCUUUACCUCAAGGGGGCCGUCUGGAGGCCGGAGACUGGGCCCGCCUCCGGCCCCUGCUGGUCACUUUCAGCCACGACGGCCGGGGCCAGUCGCUGCUGACGCGCCGGGCCAAGCGCAGCCCCAAGCACGCGCACCAGCGCGCGCGCAAGAACAAGAAGAACUGCCGCCGCCACGCGCUCUAUGUGGAUUUCAGCGACGUGGGCUGGAACGACUGGAUCGUGGCCCCGCCGGGCUACCAGGCUUUCUACUGCCACGGGGACUGCCCUUUCCCUUUGGCCGACCACCUCAACUCUACCAACCACGCCAUCGUGCAGACGCUGGUCAACUCGGUCAACGGCAGCAUCCCCAAAGCCUGCUGCGUUCCCACCGAGCUCAGCGCCAUAUCUAUGCUCUACCUGGACGAGUACGACAAAGUGGUCCUCAAGAAUUACCAGGAGAUGGUGGUCGAAGGGUGUGGGUGUCGUUAAACGCGAAAAACAGAGAGAGAGAGGAUUUUUUUUCUUUAAAAAAGUGAUAAAACAACUUCUUCCCUGUCCGGUUCUCUCACUCACCAUCCAUCCCGCCCUGUCCAAAAUUCCCCAGGGAUGGAAGUGGCGGGGAAGAGGUGUUGCUGCUUCUUCUCCUCGUCCUCCUCCCAGGUUCAAGAAUGGGCUGGCCUUCUGUGCUUUUUUUUAAAAAGAAAAGAAAAGAAAAGGAACAUCAAGUUAUACCAUAAAUUCUCUUUCUCACCUGCGCUCACCCAGGGGCGCGUGCACGCCAGCAAAAAAAAAAAAAGAGGAAAAAAAUCCCUUAAUCCGUUCACCUUGACCUUAUUUAUGACUUUAUG